GAUGGCUCAGGGAACGGACCGCCCGAGAAAAAAUAGCCUCUAAAUCCACUUUAGCUCGACCAGACAUGGCUUCUCAGACUGGAUUUCGAUCGAAAACAAUUCAAUGAAAUCGAGCGUUGUGAAAACAAUCGGAUCCCUCGUGGAUAUGUACCGAAUUUUUAACUGAACUCUGGCGGGAUACAUGUUUCCUUCAUAUUUUGUGUUUUUGUGAUAGGCGAAAACAAUGAGUAAACUCUCGUUCCGAGCGCGAGCGCUAGACGCCGCCAAACCUCUCCCCAUAUACCGCAAUAGAGACCUUCCAGACCUUAAUGAUUGUGUUUCUAUCAAUCGGGCUGUGCCUCAGAUGCCAACUGGAAUGGAAAAAGAAGAGGAAUUGGAGCACCAUCUUCAGAGGGCGAUCUCAGCCCAGCAGGUGUUCAGGGAGAAGAAGGAGAGCAUGGUCAUCCCUGUUCCUGAGGCUGAGAGUAACAUCACUUAUUAUGAUCGCCUGUACAAAGGAGAGUUCCGUGUCCCCAAACAGCUCAUUCACAUCCAGCCUUUGGGGUUGGACAAUGAACUGCCGGACUAUGACAUGGACUCAGAGGACGAAACACUUCUCAACAGACUCAACCGCAAGAUGGAGAUCAAGCCAUUACAGUUCGAGACCAUGAUCGACAGGCUUGAGAAAGCCAGCACAAACCAGCUGGUCUCUCUCCAAGAGGCCAAGCUGCUGCUGAAUGAGGACGACUAUUUGCUCAAGUCUGUGUAUGACUACUGGGUGAGAAAAAGAAAGAACUGUCGAGGUCCAUCACUCAUCCCACAAAUCAAGCAAGAAAAACGGGAUGGCUCCACCAACAACGAUGCCUAUGUGGCCUUCCGACGUCGCACAGAGAAGAUGCAGACACGGAAGAAUCGUAAAAAUGACGAGGCGUCCUAUGAGAAGAUGUUAAGGCUUAGGAGAGAGUUUAGCCGGACUGUCACCAUCCUUGAGAUGAUCAAAAAACGAGAGAAGAGCAAGAGAGAGCUCUUGCAUCUCACAUUGGAGGUUGUUGAGAAGAGGUAUCAGAUGGGUGACUUCACAGGGGAAAUUCUUAAUGAAGUCUCAGCACCUCUGGCAGAGAAGCCCAUUUAUACAGCUCCCAUAUGCCUAUCCAAUGGUAAUCGGCUCAAAACAGAAAAUAAAAUCAAGUCACACAAGUCUGGGCCCCAACACCCACGCCAAAUUUGGGUUAAAACGGAGCCACACUUUGACAUUAUACGGCCGCAUAAGAAGUAUAACAAGAGGCCCAAACUGGAUCCUCUGCAGCAGCCCAGCCGGAUGGAGCGGCAGCAUACUAUCAGCACAGCAGACAUCAAACAGUAUGACUUCCACAGCUCCGGAGAGGAGGACUACCCAAUGUCUCCAGUUUCAGAAACAGAUGAGGAGAAUGACCCAGAUGGAGCAUUUGCUUUCAGACGGAGAGCUGGCUGUCAUUACCUCGCUCCACGUGCGGACCAGAGCUGUGCUCCUUACGGGGAUCAGGUGGAGCUGACCGGGCUUGAUGCCCUGCGUCAGCGCCAUUCUCUGACUGUCAUCUCUGUGCCACACCGCUGUGUGGGGCUGGCACGUAGGCGGGUGGGCCGUGGUGGCAGAGUUCUGUUGGACCGAGCAUCUUCAGACCUUGACCGAGCUCUUAGAACGUUGGACCCGGGCAUGUUCUCCCCUUGUGUCACGCCCUCCAGCAAACCUGAACCCCAGGCCGUCACACAGAGCCGUUCUUCUGUGGGCUCUCCACUCGGCCAACGCUCUUUGGCCCAGAUCCUUAGAGACAUCCAGGCUUGCAGAUGGCGCUGUUUUCGCCCGCGGCCUAUGCAGGAAGAAGGAAGUGAGGCUUGCAGGAAAGACAGACUUGCAAAUGAGGGCAGUGUCCCGGGAGGAGCAGCACUAAAUUCGAAAGACUCUAGAGUCUCAGGUGGGAUCACAGAAGAGCAGUUCCAGACCCAUCAGCAGCAGCUGGCUCAGAUGCAGAAACAGCAGCUGGCUCAGCUCCACCAGCGAGGGCAUAACUCACAGAACACAGAACAUGACCAGACACAGUCUGCAAGCUCCUCAGAAUGCCUCUCCAAGACCCUGGACUCAGCCAGUGCUCACUUUGCUGCCUCUGCAGUGGUCAGUGCUGCCAGCCAAGCCAACAAUGAGAACAAACCCCACAAUGCCAGUGUCAAUGGAAUCCUCCAGAAUUCAGGAACCACUAGACCCCCCAAGUUCACAAGCACUACACAAAGUGCAGGCAGUGGCAAUGGGGGCUCGUCUUUGAGGACUGCUGGCACCCAGUUGGCUGUCCCGCAGUCUCUUCCUCACGGCCAUGGGCUCCUAGGCAGUGUGAGUGCUGCAGUGUCCCCUGCACACACACACCACAGCGCCCGGCCCUCUGCCCCCUCACCCUCUGCCUUAAAGCUGGCCACUGUGGCCAGCAGCCUGGACCGUGUGCCCAAAGUCAACCCUGCCAGCGCCAUCGACAGCAUUGCCAGGGAGAAUCAUGAACCGGAGAGACUGGGACUUAACGGAAUAUCCGAAACAACGGUAGCCAUGGAGGUGACAUAGCCCCUCCCCACAAACAUGAAGCUCAGCUUUAGGAAGAAUGCAAAGACCACCUCCUGCCACAGAAUGGCUCACAAAUGGACCUUAAUGAAUUUCAGCAUAUCAAAAAAAAUAUUAAGAGAAAUUUGUCAAUAUAAAUGUACAUUUUGUAAAACUGGGAAUAUCACUACCUUGUAAAAUAGUAUAUUUGUAUCAUUAGUAUGUCAUUUUUCUGUUACUUGAAUUCUAGAUACUUUUUUGUCAUCAUGCUUUUGCACUUGAAAAUGCAAGCAAAUGGAGCAUCAGAAAAAAAAAGAAAAAACAAAGAAAAAAGCAGGUGCAUCAGUAAAUGUUAGGAUCAUGAGCAUGACCACAGAUCCUGCAUCACUCGUUUUAACUAUUUAUUUUGCAAUGUUUACAUUUUUGUAUCUCGUACA
Messenger RNA from Chanos chanos (milkfish), 2976 nucleotides. RefSeq names its product enhancer of polycomb 2 (gene epc2). Gene Ontology annotation, biological process: regulation of transcription by RNA polymerase II. Gene Ontology annotation, cellular component: NuA4 histone acetyltransferase complex. Lineage: Eukaryota; Metazoa; Chordata; Actinopteri; Gonorynchiformes; Chanidae. The transcript is spliced from 14 exons. The coding region runs from base 224 to 2563 and encodes 779 amino acids. The record is from RefSeq and is a predicted model, not a curated record.